Messenger RNA from Andrographis paniculata, 1016 nucleotides. Its product is annotated as psbP domain-containing protein 7, chloroplastic. Gene Ontology annotation, molecular function: calcium ion binding. The coding region runs from base 65 to 964 and encodes 299 amino acids. Gene Ontology annotation, biological process: photosynthesis. Lineage: Eukaryota; Viridiplantae; Streptophyta; Magnoliopsida; Lamiales; Acanthaceae. The record is from RefSeq and is a predicted model, not a curated record. Gene Ontology annotation, cellular component: extrinsic component of membrane; photosystem II oxygen evolving complex; photosystem II. The transcript is spliced from 3 exons.
CCGUCGAAGACAGACAUCUCAGGUGUGGUAGCUCCAGGACCUGCAGAGUUCAUGUCAUUUCUUUAUGCUCCAAUUCCAAUCCAUCACAACUUCGCAACCAACCAACCUUACAAAAUCCAAAAUCCAUCAACCUAAAAUGAUGUGCCCAUGCCCCCAACAACUCUUCACAAAUUCCAACUCCCACCGGAUCUACUGCACCACGCAAUCCUCCCACGACGGCGGCAAUAAUCACUUCCGGACGCCUGCCGACCAAUUCAGGCGGCUGCAAUCAGUAUUCCGCCGCCGCCUCCUAACCGGAAUCGCCGCCGCUUCCGCAUUGGCCAUCGGCGCCAAUUUCGGCGGCGUCACGAGCUUUGUCCUCGGCUUCUCGCCGGAGGCCGCCCGGAGUCUCAAGCUCGACGCAGUCUACCCGGUUGCCGGCUACAGCCGAUACAUUGACGCUAACCAAGGAUUCGAAUUCGUGUACCCGGAGACUUGGUUGGGGGACCAAACGCUGUUGUACAGAGCGGCGGGGAGGGCGGAGAGGUCGCUGGAUCCUCCACCUCUUUCCGACGGCGGACGGCGGAGGAAGGCCGUCAAUGAACCGGCGGUGGCGUUUGGGCCGCCGGGAUCCACCGGAGAGUUGAACGUCAGUGUAAUAGUGUCGCCGGUUCCCAUCGAUUUCUCGAUUGAGGCGUUUGGUGGGGCCGAGGAGGUGGGAGCGAAUGUGGUCCGCACGAUCGCUGGAAAACGGACGGACGUGAUGGGAAGAUUGAUAGGGUCGAGUAUGCGGGUGGAUGCGAAGGCGAGGUAUUACGAGAUAGAGUUUGGAGUCGAGGGCCGGGACUUCCUGAGGCAUAACGUGGCGGUGUGCUGCGCCAGACAAGGAAGAUUGUUCACAUUGAAUGUACAGGCGCCAGAGUCAGCUUGGCCACAAUAUCAGACACAAUUGUACACAAUUGCUCACUCUUUUACUUUACUCUAAUUCUGAUUACUAAUCAAUACAGUGGCUAUAUAAAAUUUUGAAGUAAUAAUUU